Molecule: messenger RNA, 5293 nt
Organism: Eucalyptus grandis
Lineage: Eukaryota; Viridiplantae; Streptophyta; Magnoliopsida; Myrtales; Myrtaceae
Product: putative disease resistance RPP13-like protein 1
Exons: 4
Coding region: 358-4476 (1372 amino acids)
Biological process (GO): defense response to other organism
Molecular function (GO): ADP binding
Source: RefSeq, a predicted model, not a curated record
UCUCUCUCCUUGCUCUUCUUCCUAAAAUUGAAAGAGCAAUCGGUUAAGUAACAGCCAAAAACCUUGCAAUCGCCUUCUUGCUCCUCUCCCUUGCUCCCUUGCUCGGUUUCUGCCUCUCUCGCCGCUGCCUCGCCUCCGUUAUCCCCUUUGCCGUCGUAGCCUCGCGUCCAGCCCUCCAUCGCGGCAUUGCGGUUUUCCAUCUCGGCGUUGCAGUCGGCGGUCGCAGCCUUCUCCACGUUGCAGGCGGCGUUGCAGUCGGCGGUCGCAGCCCUCGCUCGCCGUCGCUCGCAGCGUCGCCUCGGCUCCUCCACCCUCCAUCACCUUCUUCCCUUCGCACCUGCAGAUCCGCCUCCGACCAUGCCCAUCGCAGAGCUCUUUCUUGGCGCCUUCCUUUCGACGCUCUUCGAAAGGUUGGCCUCUCAAGAGGUUCUCAAAUUUGCGCGGCGCGUGGGUAUAGAUACGCUGCUGGAGAAAUGGGAGAAGAUGCUGAUUAGCAUCAACAAGGUGUUGGAUGAUGCAGAGGAUAGGCAACUCACCGACGAUCUUGAUGUGAAGUCGUGGCUUAAAGAUCUCAGGAACUUGGUCUACGACAUCGAAGACUUGCUUGACGAGUUUGCCAUGGAGUCCAUGGAAAAUAAGGCCAACGCAGAACCUGGCACUAGCAAGGCAGGUUCCCUUCUUCCUAGUUGUUGCUUUACAUUGAGCCCAAAAGCAUUUAUGUUCGAUCGUAAAAUGAGAUCCAAGAUAGAAGAGAUGGAUGGCAGAUUAAAGGAUAUCAUCACUCAGAAAGAUACUUUGAGCUUGAGAGAGAACAACGGGAACAGAGCGGCAUACCGAGGAGUGGAUAAGCCGCUUCACACUACAAGUUUGCCCGAGCCUUGUUUUGUUAGCAGGGAGGUUGAAAAAAUGGAGAUCCUUGAAUUGUUGAUUGGUGAAGAAGAAGGUGAUAGGACAUGUGCAGAUCUAAAAGUGAUUCCCAUUGUGGGGAUGGGGGAUAUUGGGAAGACUGCUUUGGCUCAGCAAGUUUACAAUGAUGCUAGAGUUACCAACUAUUUCGAUGUGAAAGCAUGGGCUUGCGUUUCCAAUGAUUUCGACAUGCUUGCUAUUACAAAGAAGAUCCUUGAGACAGUGAAUGGCCAUUUGCUCUGUGAAGGAAAGGACCUAAAUUGGCUUCAUGUUAAGCUCAAGGAACACCUUGCGGGGAAGAAGUUUCUUGUCAUUCUAGAUGAUGUUUGGAAUGAGAAUUAUGGAGAAUGGACUAUCCUCUUGAAGCCUUUUCAAUCAGGAGUGAAGGGAAGCAAGGUUAUUGUCACGACUCGUAAUUUUCAUGUUGCUGAAAUAGCGCGUGCUCGACCCUAUAUUCUCAAAGAGUUGUCGCAAGAUUCUUGUAUGGCUUUGUUUGCAUUUCAUGCUUUUGGAGUUGGAAAUUUCGAUCAUCAUCCAAGUCUUGAAGGGUUAGGCAUGAAAAUAGUGGAAAAAUGUCAAGGGUUGCCAUUAGCUGUGAAGACUUUGGCUGGAUUACUGAGCUUUAAAGUCAGUCCCCAUGAAUGGAAAGCUAUAUUGGAUAGCAAAGUUUGGGACCUACCCAAAGAACGUAGUGACAUCCUUCCGGCCUUGAAACUUAGCUACCUCCAUCUCCCUUCGAAUUUGAGAAGAUGUUUCGCUUACUGUGCUAUAUAUCCCAAGGAUUAUGAAAUUGAACGAGCCGAGUUGAUUCACUGGUGGAUUGCGGAGGGCUUGUUGGAAGGAAAAGAAAGAAAGAACUGUUGGAAUGCAGGUUUGAAAUUUUUCGACGAGCUAGUUUCUACAUCGUUACUUCAAAAGUUGAGUCGUGGUGAAUCAUACUUCUUGAUGCAUGAUCUUGUGCAUGACCUCGCAAAGCUAGUUGCUGGUACAACUUGUUUUAGCUCAGGAGAGUUUGAGUAUGAAGGCUAUCAAAAUAAUGCAUCUUUAGCUCGUCAUGCCUCAUUCAUUAGUAGUAGUCACAUUGUGGGAAGAAGAUUCAAGAUAUAUCAUGAAAUGAAGGGACUUAGGAGCUUCAUAUCGAUGGCGAAGGGACUUACGUAUUAUGAUAAGCCUUAUUUGUCUAAGAAAGUGUUAGGCGACUUGUUAUCCAAAUUGAAGUACUUGAGGGUGCUUUCAUUAUGUCGCUAUUGCAUCAGAGAGGUACCGGAUUGCAUUGGCAAACUAAGGCACCUAAGGUCCCUCAAUUUGUCGUAUACUAACAUUGAAACCCUUCCAAAGUCAAUUGUUGCAUUGUACUAUCUAGAGGCCUUGAUGUUGCGGGGAUGUCAAAACCUUAUUGAAUUACCAGAAGGUAUGGAGAAGCUGAUCAAUCUAAAAUUUCUCGACUUCACCGACACUCCAAGCCUAAGAGCGAUGCUGCCACAUAUAGGUAAUUUGGCGUGUCUUGAGAUUUUGUCCAAAUUUGUAGUGGGAACAGAAGCAGGGUCGAGAUUGAAGGAGUUAAAAAACCUAGAGAACGUUGGAGGGGAAUUGUGCAUCUCUAAUUUGCAUAAGGUUCAAGAAGUCGAAGAUGCCACAGAUGCCAAUUUACGCAUGAAGGAGGGAAUAUGCCAAUUGACCAUGCAAUGGUGCAAAGAUUUUGGAAAUUUCCGAAAUGAAGAGCUUGAAGCAAAAGUCUUAGACUUUCUUUGCCCUCACCCAAACCUUGUAAGUUUCACAAUAUCCUACUAUGGUGGCCUAGAAUUCCCGUCAUGGUUAGGAAGUCCCUCAUACGUUAACAUGAUGCAUUUACGUUUAGAUGGGUGUUGUCGGGCCAAAGCACUAGCCUCAUUGGGACAACUAUCUUCUCUAAAAGAACUAUAUAUCAAAGGUCUAAAUGCAAUAUGCACGGUAGGGUCUGAAUUUUAUGGAACUAAAAGUCCUUUUCCAUCCUUAAUUACUUUGGAAUUCAAGGACAUGCGAUCGUGGGAGGAUUGGUCUCAUUGCUUCGACAAUGAAGAAGUAGGAGUUUUAUUUCCUUGUCUUGAGCAUCUAGUCAUUUGGGAUUGCCCUAUAUUGAUUGGAAGAUUGCCUAGUCAACUAAGCUCCCUCAAAAAGCUGGAAAUCAACUCUUGUCCACUUAUGGAUGCCUCGUCCUCUAUCAUUAGCCUUCCAUCCCUCAAUAAAUUAAAAUUCAGAGGUUGUAAUGAGGGCGUGCUGAAGAGUUUGGUAAACUUGACAUCUCUAACCUCUCUUGUUAUACAAGAUGUUGUGGAAUUAACCUGCUUAAAUGAUAGGUUUACAAGCUCCUUGGUCAAGCUAGAGAAGUUGAAGAUGAAAAGUUGUAAAAAGUUGAUGUACUUGUGGCAAGAGAGAAAUGUAAUUCAGAAUCUCGCUUGUCUGAAGAGGUUAGUUGUCAAAAGUUGUCCUGAAUUGAUAUCAUUUUCAGUUGGAGAAGGAGAUAUAGAGUUGUCUAGCAAGCCGGAGACUAUGGACUCCCGAAAUUGCAUCAAUUUGGAGAGGCAUCCAAGCGAGAUUUACACUAUUUCCUCUCUUCAAGAGUUGACCAUCAAGAAAUGUCCAAAACUCAAGAUUUCUUUGCCUAGAGGAUUAAGUGUUCAUAUAAAUGAAUCAAGCAGCAACAGCAAUAAUCCUGGUGACAUGACGUCUUGUUUGCAAGAAUUAGAAAUCGACGGAUGCGGUUCUCUACCAGCCUCUCCAUUUAGUGAGAGUAGAUAUCUAUCUACGACCCUCAAGACACUUCAAAUUUGGUCGUGUAUGGGAGUGGAGUCACUUGCAAAGAUACCUGUAGACCGUCUUCAAUCACUUCGAUCGAUCGGUAUUGGCUAUUGCGAUAACUUGAGAAGCUUACCGCAGGGGCUGUACACACUUUUACAUCUCACUGAGUUGUGGUUGUCGAAUUGUCCGGCAUUGGAGCUGGAGUGCUUCCCUCCUCUUCCUCCCGGCAUCUUGAGGUUUGAGCUUAACAAUUGUCCGAAGAUAAAAUCGUUACCUAAUCAGUUGCAUCGACUCACGAGUCUCCAACGUCUGGAAAUUAGGGAGUGUGAGAGUAUUAUGCGCUUCCCCGAUGGAGGAUUGCCACCCCAGUUACAGGAACUUAGGGUGAAUGGAUGCGAGAAUAUGAAGCAGCCAGUGAGGGAGUGGCUCACCCCUCUCACCUCCCUUCAAGAUCUGGACAUUGACAGCUGUGCGGGACGAGUGGGAGAGGAGAAGCGUCUCGUGCUUCCGCUCCCUUCCUCUCUGCUCAAUCUUUCUAUCAGUUGUAUGAAGAAAGUGGAAACACUGUCCAGCAGUCUCCCCCCCUCUCUCCUCAAGUUACAAAUCUUCAUUUGCCCGAAGCUGAGGGAGUUGCCCCAGGAUGGCCUCCCUCCCUCCUUAGAAGACCUCUGGAUCGCAAGAUGUAGGAUUCUGGAGAAGCGAUGCAAGGAAGGGACCGGCUGCUAUUGGCCCCUCAUCCGCGAAAUCCCAAAAGUCAUAUUGGGCUUUGACUACAACAAGUCAGUUACUUGAAAAAAAGGGAUUUUAUUUUAUUUAUUUAUUUUUUUUGGUGAAGAAAAGGGGGGAUUCAGACUCUGAAUAUUCUACAUGGAAGAGAUUAGGGUAUUUUUAAUAUUUGAGCCUCGGCUCUUUUUGAUCUUCGGGUAAAGAUUGAGCAGAGAGGAAGGGGUGGACGCCCUUGACUUUGUGGAAGCAGCAUUUUCUGCGCCCGACAUAUUCAGGUGAUUGCAUUCAAACCUGUAAUUGAGGGAAACACUUGUAAUAUAGCUGAUCAGAGUGGUUCGGGAAAAAUGCUGGCUUAUCUUGCACCAACAGUCCAACAUCUCAGGCAAGAAGAGCUGAAGGACUCAGCAAAUCAUUCUCACGAAGCCCUCCACUUGUCAUUUUGGUGCCAUCUGUCGAGUUCGCUUCACAUGUUGGCGGUUUUGAGUAACUGCUGAUUCAUAUUGAAGUUUGGGGAUCCAUUCUGGUCUAUGGUUGCCACGGGCGGUUUCAGGAAGAAAACUCAGCUGGAAAAUAUUGAAGGUCUUGAUGCCUAAUAGCCACACCCAGUCGCUUUAUUUUUCUCGUUAAAGAGGGCUUUUUGGAGUUGAAAGAUCUUGGAUGAUUGUUUUGCAACUGCUGCUAUAAUUUAUGGCUUUUCGAUGCAGCGUGAUUUUGGAUGAGGUGGAAAUUCUCUGCAAUGAUGAGGAGUUUGAAGCAGCCUUUCGAAGCAUAAUCAAUUCUUUUCCUGUCGCCACACAGGUAGAUAAAAUAGUUGAAAUUCUUCCCUGACUGUGAAGUGAUCAUGGGACCUGGCAUUCAUCGGACAUGCCCUCACCUCAAAGAG